GCACCGAAAAGUGCUUAAAAAUGUCGGAUACUAAAGUAAAAGUGGCUGUCAGGGUCCGGCCCAUGAACCGCAGAGAGAUUGAGCUGAGCACUAAAUGUGUGGUGGAAAUGGAGGAGAAUCAGACCAUCCUGCACCCUCCACCUUCCAACGCAAAAGAGAACAACAGGAAACAGUCCAAGGUGUUCGCCUUCGACCACUGUUUCUGGUCCAUGGAUGAGUCCAACAUCCCGAAAUAUGCAGGUCAGGAGGUGGUGUUCAGGUGCCUCGGUGAGGGGAUCCUGGAGAACGCUUUUCAGGGAUACAACGCCUGCAUAUUCGCCUACGGACAAACAGGUUCAGGGAAAUCGUACUCCAUGAUGGGCAGCGUCGAUCAGCCCGGGUUGAUCCCGCGUCUCUGCUGCUCGCUGUUCGAGCGGGUUGGGCGGGAGCAGAACAGCGCCCUCUCCUUCAAAUUGGAGGUUUCUUACAUGGAGAUCUACAACGAGAAAGUGCGCGACCUUCUGGACCCCAAAGGGAGUCGUCAGUCUCUGAAGGUGAGGGAGCACAAGGUUCUGGGUCCCUACGUGGACGGUCUGUCCCAGCUCGCGGUCACCAGCUUCCAGGACAUCGAGUCUUUGAUGUCAGAAGGAAACAAAUCGAGGACGGUCGCCGCUACCAACAUGAACGAGGAGAGCAGCAGGUCCCACGCCGUCUUCAGCAUCAUCAUCACGCAGACCCUCUACGACCUGCAGUCUGGGAACUCAGGUGAGAAGGUUAGUAAGGUGAGUCUGGUGGACCUGGCGGGCAGUGAGCGAGUCUCUAAAACCGGCGCUGCAGGAGAGAGACUCAAGGAGGGCAGCAACAUCAACAAGUCUCUGACCACGCUGGGCUGUGUGAUCUCGGCUUUAGCAGACCAGUCAGCAGGAAAAGGAAAGAGCAAGUUUGUCCCGUACAGAGAUUCGGUCCUCACCUGGCUCCUGAAGGACAACCUGGGUGGGAACAGCAAGACGGCCAUGAUCGCCACGGUGAGUCCAGCGGCGGACAAUUACGAGGAGACCCUGUCCACGCUGCGCUACGCCGACCGCGCCAAGAGAAUCGUCAACCACGCCGUAGUGAACGAGGACCCCAACGCUCGCAUCAUCAGGGAGCUGAGGGAGGAGGUGGAGAAACUGAGGGUGCAGCUCUCUCAGGCCGAGUCUCUGAAGGCUCCUGAGCUGCAUGAGAAGCUGCAGGAGUCGGAGAAGCUGAUCCAGGAGAUGACCGUCAGCUGGGAGGAGAAGCUCAAGAAGACGGAGGAAAUCGCACAGGAGAGACAGAAGCAGCUGGAGAGCAUGGGAAUCUCUCUGGAGACCUCAGGGAUUAAAGUCGGAGAGGAUAAGUGCUUCUUGGUCAACCUGAACGCCGAUCCUGCCCUCAACGAGCUGCUCGUCUACUACCUGAAGGAGCACACGCGUGUGGGAGCCGACACGUCUCAGGACAUCCAGCUGUUCGGGAUCGGGAUUCAGCCAGAGCACUGUGUGAUUGAUAUCGCUUCUGAUGGAGACGUCACCCUCUGCCCCGUGGAGAACGCCAGGACCUGUGUGAACGGGACCGUGGUUUACGCCUCUGUUCACCUGUGGCACGGCGACCGCAUCUUAUGGGGCAACAACCACUUUUUCAGGGUGAACCUGCCGAAGAGGAAGCGGCGCGACCGGCUGAAGGAUCUGGAGCGAGAAUCGCCGCGCUCGAGCUACAUCGACGUGGACGUGGAGACGGCGAGCGAGGCCUCGUCCGAGCAGGACUACAGCUACGAGUUCGCUCAGAUGGAGGUGAUGAUGAAGACGCUGGGGAGUAACGACCCGGUUCAGAACGUGGUGCAGGUGUUGGAGAAGCAGUACGUGGAGGAGAAGCGCUCGGCGUUAGAGGAACAGCGGCUCCGUUACGAGCGAGAACUCGACCUGCUCCGUCAGCGCCUCUCCCCUGACAAAUCCACCUCCCAACAGCACCAGCGCAGCAACAGCCUGGCCUUCCCGACGCCGCCCUCCCACACCACGCUCACCAGAAUGCGCCUGUGGACGGAGGAGAGGGACGAACUGUUCAGGCAGAGUUUGGCGCGGCUGAGAGAGCAGGUGGUCCGUGCCAACACGCUGGUACGAGAGGCCAACUUCCUGUCAGAGGAGAUGGGCAAACACACCGACUACCAGGUGACCCUGCAGAUCCCGGCUGCCAACCUGAGCGCCAACCGCAAGCGCGGUGCGAUCGUGAGCGAGCCGGCUAUCCAGGUGCGGCGGAAAGCUAAAGGCACGCAGGUUUGGACCAUCGAGAAGCUGGAGAACAAACUGGUGGACAUGAGGGACCAGUACAGGGAGUGGAAGGAGGGAGGACAGGACAUGUCUGCCAGGACGCUUAACAAGCAGGGGGAUCCGUUCUACGAGGCGCAGGAGAACCACAACCUGAUCGGCGUGGCCAACGUCUUCCUGGAGUGCUUCUUCCACGACGUGAAGCUGCAGUAUGCAGUUCCCAUCAUCAGCCAGCAGGGGGAGGUGGCGGGUCGGCUGCACGUGGAGCUGGUGCGGGUGAGCGGAGCCGUACCCGAGCGCCUGUCGGGCGGGGACGACUCGUCUGAGAACUCGAGUGAGAGCAGCGGCUACGACGUGAUGGACACCAACGGAGAGAUGGUUCACAUGGCCAGGAAGCUCACCUGCAGGGUGCGAAUUCGCAAGGCCACCGGUUUGCCGCUCAACCUGUCCAACUUCGUUUUCUGUCAGUACACAUUCUGGGAGCAUGCGGAACCAGCGCUGGCCCCACCUUUGGUGAGCCCGGAUAUGCCCACCUCCCGCACAGGCGAUGCACAGUUUACUGUACAGUUCGAUCACUGCAAGGACUACGUGGUCCACGUCUCAGAUGAGUUUGUGGAGUUCAUCUCAGACGGCGCGCUGGCUAUCGAGGUGUGGGGGCAUCGCUGCGCAGGAAACGGGCGCUCGGAGUGGGAGGUGAACGCGCUGCAGGCUAAAACACGAACGCUCCGGGACAGGUGGAGCGAGGUGUCCCGCAGGAUUGAGAUGUGGGUCUCUAUCCAGGAGCUGAACGAGCAGGGCGUGUACUCACCUGUAGAGCUGCACCCCAGCAGAGACGUCAGCACUGGCGGGGUGUUCCAGCUACGCCAGGGACACUCUCGGAGGCUGGAGGUGUGUAUAAAGCCGGUUCAGCACUCAGGAACGUUACCGCUGUUAGUGGAGGCCGUCCUCUCCGUCUCUAUCGGCUGCGUGUCCGCUCGUUCUACCAAACUCCAGAGAGCUCUGGACAGCUACCAGAGGGAGGAGGAUGACGAUAUGGAUAGUUAUCAGGAGGAGGAUCUGAACUGUGUACGUGAGCGCUGGUCCGAGGCUCUCAUCAAGCGCAGGGAGUAUCUGGAUGAACAGAUCAAGAAGAUCAUGAGCAAAUCAGAGAAGUGUGAGGAGGAUGCAGAGAGGGAGGCCAGGUUAGUGGAACAGUGGGUGGGACUAACUGAGGAACGGAACGCCGUUUUGGUUCCAGCGCCUGGAAGCGGGAUCCCCGGAGCGCCUGCCCAGUGGGUGCCACCUCCUGGCAUGGAAGCUCAUGUUCCUGUUCUGUUUCUGGACCUGAAUGCUGAUAAUUUAACGGUGAGCGAGCAGCUGACCGGUCCACGAGCGGCCGGCGUGAACUCCAUCCUGCCCAAAGAGCACGGCAGCCAGUUCUUCUACCUGCCCAUCAUCAAGCACAGCAACGACGAGGUGUGUGUGACGUGCACGUGGGACUCCUCCAUACACGACUCCGUCCACCUGAACCGCGUGACCGCACCCGCCGAGCGCGUCUACCUGAUCGUCAAAGCCACGGUGCAGCUCAGUCACCCAGCGAGUAUGGAGCUCGUCCUGCGCAAGAGGAUCGCCGUCAACAUCUACAACAAACAGAGCUUCACACAGAGUCUGAAGAGAAGAAUGUCCAUGAAGAACGUCCUGCACUCCUGCGGGGUCACGUACGAGAUCGUCUCCAACGUGCCCAAGGCGUCGGAGGAGCCGGAGGAGAGAGAGACGCUGGCGUUAAUGGCGGCACGCGGUGAGGCCGAGGAGACGCAGGAUGGAGAAACGUACAUCGAAAAAUACACAAGAGGAGUCCUGGAGGUGGCAAACAUCCUGUGCCUCGAGAGACUCCGACAGGCGGUGACUGUGAAGGAAGCUCUUUCAGCUAAAAGCAGACACAUACGCAGGAGCCUGAGCACUCCCAACGUCCAGCACACCUCAGGUUGUAAGUCAGACGUGACCGGCUGUGAGGACAUCGACCUCAAGGCCCACUGUGAGGUGCAGCAGGACGUCUCAGACGGCAUUUUCCAUGAAUCAGGGGUCUUUACAGCAAUCAUCAGGGACACGCCCGUCAAAAACAAAGAGAAUCAAGGUUCGGUAUCGGAAAGCCCGGCGUUUUUCAGCUCGAGUCCAUUUAAAGCACUUUCACCUCAGCCGCCCAAGUUCCUGAAGUCCCUGAUGCCCGUCAGAGAGGAGAGUAAAGCUAAACGUGCGCUGGAGAGUCGACCCCUGCUGGGGCAGGAGAGCAUGCGCUGGCUAACGGAAAACUCUGUGUUGGGGCGGGGUGGUCUCUGGCUCCGCCCGCGGGCUCAGAGCGAGGGUCACUGCGGCACGACAAACCCCACCCACCUCAGAGUCGCACCGAGACACACUGCUGAUUCAGAGGAGGAGGAGCCCGAAUCGAACCGCGCCUCUGUUUCCGGUUCGGCUUCCCUUCCCCUCUCGAACCUGCAGCAUUACGUCCCAGAGGACUUCGCCAACUUCGAGGUGUACAAUGCCAGCCUGUGUGUGGGCGUGCCCUCUUCACGAGGGGACAGGGGGCCGGAGAAGGACAUAUCCCGCAGUCCCACGGCGAGCAGCUGCACCAGCGGCUACUUCUCCCACAGCGCCUCCAACGCCACGCUUUCGGACACGCCCUUCUCCGGGAGCGAGAGUUCGGACCGGCUGAGCACCGGCUCCAGAGAUGCCACGGAGGUGCAGGAGCACACGAGAGGCUCCUUACACAACAAAAGCGCCCCGAACGAGACCGGUCACCCGGGUCCCACCCUCGGGCGCGCCUCCCCUCACCGGAACUCCCGCGUUCUUCGUCCCAGUCAGGAGUUUACGGACUUCAAAGGCGCCGGGGACGAAUUCGGGGAGGACGAGCUCAAGCCGUUCGAGUCUGACUGGCGCGCAGAGGAUGAAGCUGGAUCCAGACCUUCUUCAAAUACCGGUCAGAAGCCGUGCCACCUGCACAACGGAGACGAAGGCUCAUCCUCCUCCUCGUCCUCCUCUUCAUCCAGCGUGCCUCCUCAUCCCGAAAACGGCGGCUCAGAAGAGGGCGCGACCCAGAGAAACGGAGCCAUCAUCAGCCCUGCCCGCUCCGACGAGAACGACGAGGGUUCGCCGGUGACCCAGCUGCCGGACUGGAUGGCACCCGGAGAGCAGGUGUGGGUCGGAACGAGCAGCGGCGUGGUGCACUACGUGGGUGGAGUGGAGUUUGCCCAGGGUAUCUGGGUAGGGGUGGAGCUGGAGCGUGCAGUGGGUAAACACGACGGCACCGUGCAGGGCCGGGCGUACUUCCGCUGUCCGAGCGGUCACGGCGUGUUCGUCAGACCGGCGUGUCUCAGCAGGGUUCCAACGUCCACGGAACCGGAUCCCAAACUUCAGCCCGUCCUGCCGUAGAGACGAAACUCGGUCGUCAUGAUGUGAGAAGUGUGUGUGACGUUGGGGAUGCGCACGUCGUGCGUCGGCGGCGUACAGUUCACCACCGUCGCUACGGAACAAACGCGUGCUGAGACGACCACAUGUGCGCCGAGCCUGAGGUGUCCAGAACACGGGACCCUAGAAGACAGACGUUCAUCUUCUGCUGAGGCUGAGUGUGUGACGAAACAGGGCGUCGGCACCGGCGGUUCUCAACCUCAUCCUGUCAGGUUACAGCGGCGAAUAAACUGCACGUGCUGCACAAAUGAAAAUAUCUAAUAAUAAUAAUAAUAAUAAUAAAUGUAAAGUACACAUGAGCAGCACUUUCAGUUUUAAAGGGCCGCAGGUUGAGAACCCUUGAUCUAAAGUGUCCAAAAUAUCACAAUAUAUCAUUCAACAUAUUAUGGGCACAUACUCAGCACGGACACGCCCUGUUCCCCUCUCUCUCUCGUACCUGUGUAUUUAUGGCUAUAGGACUGUUUUAAACCUGACGCCUGUUUGAAUGUUAAAUGCACACUUGCACAAACGCUUAAAAACUCAAACUUAGCUUCACAUCAACUUCAGCUUCCAUUUUGCCUGCUUCACCACCUCGAGCGGAAUCGGACGUAGUGAUUACGUUUAGCUCACGCUAACUCACGCUGAAACGCUGAAUAUGGAAAGGAGUUGAAGUUAAGGACGUACUACUGUUACUGACGGAUUUUAUCAGGUUACCAAAGCAUUUUAAAUCUGCUGUUUAUUCUAAAAAUUCUGUGUCUUCUGUAUCGUGUGUGUGUGUGUGUGUGUGUGUGCGUGUGUGUGUGUGUGUGUGUGUGUGUGUGUGUGUGUGUGUGUGUGUGUGUGUGUGUGUGUGUGAGAGACGUAUGCCAAUAUUCAAAGCUUGUGAGCCCUAAUAUCAGUGGAUUUUAUCAGCAGACGGAAGUACCAGUCAGGCCAGAUUACCUGAACAGCUUUUAUUAGAGAACAAACAAACAAAAAACAUCUACUGAUAUUAAAAAGUAAUACAUUAUUAACUACAAUUUUUAAGAAAUAUUGCAUUUACUUGCUGCUUUUGUUGGCAGGAAUGAAAUCUUAUGAAACCAGAACCAAACUUGUCACGGCAUUUGAAGUCGGCUAUGACUAAAGGCUGUAGUGACAAUAUAUUUGGUGGGACUCACCCCCCCAGUAUUUAAAUAUGAUGUUAGGAUCCGUCAGUGUUCCCAUCAAUUCUUGAUAUGGCAGGAAUGUUUUAGAGUGGACCCCCUUCUGCCCACCUUAUUUCCAGAUAGUAUGACCCUGGACCCUAGAACUGGACACUACUGGACAAAAUAGUCUGUGUUAUUAGUGCACUAGUUCCCAAAAGGUGGAUUUGGUGCUCUAAAAUCCCCCAGGGUCCAAUAAGUAAGUGUUAAAUACUUGUGUGUGUACUGUUCUGGCUUCAGUAUGUCAUUUUACAUUGUGUGAUUGAUUAUUGGCACACGUCUGUGUGUGUGUGUGUGUGUGUGUGUGUGUGUGUGUGUGUGUCACUAAGUGCCAUAUUUCCUGCAUAAAGGCCUCGAGCAUUAACAUAGUUAACAUGUUAGUUUUCCCUUUUUGUAGCUUGCGGUUAGUUUGAAACAGGAAGAUUUUCUGAGUACUGUAACUGUGGUAAAAUAAAACCCUUGCACUGGAGUGACGUGUCCUGGACGCGCAGAGUCUCGAACCUUCCCGAGGUCGUCUGUGCUCAGUGGAAAUCCGACACGUGAAGCACCUUGGGUGAUGCCUUAAUCUUGCCCGGCGUUUUUCGGACCGCGGGCUGAGCUCUCGGACUGCUGGGACUUUUAACCGAGGGCGUGUCGUGUCCGUGCCUGAAGUACCGACUCGAACCCGAACCUCUGUGUACGACCCGGGCUCGUUCCAGCCCGACGCUCCCUUUUGUUAACGUGUUUGACUAAUGAGUUCUAUUUUCUGACUUUGUAAUCACUGUGUGCCAAUGUUAUGUAUUUUAUUUGACGAUGGCUUGAGGUUUUGUAUCACGAUAUUGUGUUCGAACGCGACUGCAUGUUGUCCAUGUGAUGCUGCCUCUGAAAUGAUCCCAAACUAAAAAUCCUAGCAAGAAGCUGCCAGCACACGAGCAAUAUGGUGUGGCACAUAUCAAGAUAUGUUUGAAAUACUCAUGCAGAUGAUCAGUAAAUAUUUUAUUAAGGUCAGAAUGGACAGACGUAGGCCUGGGAGGGACGGGAGACGAACGCGUACAGCUCUGUGGCCUUAUCAGUGGUGGGGAAUCAUUGCUGUUAGAGAUUAUUUUAUCUGAAGAACUGUGGAUGAAGAUGUGUUUUAAUGCUGUAACCCUGUGUGUGUGUGUGUGUGUGUGUGUGUGUGUGGAUGAAUGAUGGAUGAGGGUGCUGGGAGACUUUGGGAAGAGAACCACGCUGCUCUCCUUCAUCAGGAGUUGUACAUAAAGCUGUAAUGAACAUAUAUCAUGUACAGAACUGUAUUUAUACUGUAUCUCAACAAAUGUACAAAACCUGGGUACACAGAGCUUCUAGAAUACAGAACGUUUACAAUAUAAACACUCUCUCUCUCUCUCUCUCUCUCUCUCUCUGUGUGUGUCUGCUUUGUGUUUGCAUUAGUCUGUUAUUACAGCCCACUACCUCUGAGAUCAGGGUUUAAAUCUCAGUCUUUUACAGUCAUCUGUAUGUAUGGUAAAUCUGCACUUGCUUUAUCUUUAUAUAAACAUUACAUUUAAAUGUAUUAUUAAUAAAUAAUUGUAAUUAAUGUGUACAUUGUGGUCUUCUACGAUCACAGAAAUAGUCGGGACGUACAAGGGACGUACUACACCAGUACACAUCAGAUGUGCACCACAGAAACGACCUGGUUGAUUAAAUGAGGGGGCAAAUACUUUUUCACCAAGGUGAUAUAGGUAUUGGAUACCUUUGUUCUUUAAAUAAAUGGUUAUCAGAA
This is a messenger RNA of Trichomycterus rosablanca, 8600 nucleotides long. RefSeq names its product kinesin family member 13A (gene kif13a). The coding region runs from base 21 to 5663 and encodes 1880 amino acids. Gene Ontology annotation, biological process: microtubule-based movement. Gene Ontology annotation, molecular function: ATP binding; microtubule motor activity; microtubule binding. Lineage: Eukaryota; Metazoa; Chordata; Actinopteri; Siluriformes; Trichomycteridae. The transcript is spliced from 40 exons. The record is from RefSeq and is a predicted model, not a curated record.